AAGAGGAGGGGAUUAAAACAGUGGCAAAGAGAGGGAAUUAAUGGUGAAGAGAGAAGACAAGAAGAAGAGAAGAAAUAAAAGGACCAGUACCAUACCACCACACCUGCCAGUGCUCAGAGGUUCCUUGGAGUAGCAUUAAAGACUCUAAUAGAUAUUCUUGACUACACUUCACUCCCCACCACCCAAAACAAGCAGAGAAACAAACAAAGAGAUGAGCUGGAUUUAUAUACAGAAAGGUAAAUUCAUUUCUUGGUGACUUUGGGUUUGAAGAAGAACAUGAGUUGUGGUUCUCAGAUUAACCACAUGAUGUUCAUCAUCACCACCACCAUCUUCAUGUUCAUAUCAUUCCAAAGUACCCACAUUUGGGUUGCAAAUGCUUCAUUGAAUGCAGCUGAAACAGACUACUUCUUCAAUGGUCAUCAUGGCCUACCAGAGAAGAACAUUAUUGAGAAGGUCUCAGGAGAGGAUGAGAGUGAAGAUAAAGAAGCUCAGAUCAUUGAAAAGUUCAGAGCUUUGCUUGGAUUGAAGAGCUUCAAAAGCAAAACUCAAACACCUACUGAUAAUGAACAGGGGUAUGGGUUAUCACCAUCACCAUCUCCAUCAUCACCCACCAUUGAAGCUCCAACUCCAGCUCCAGCUCCAGCUCCACCUUCUGCUCCAAUGCAUCAUACCCAUCAUCCAUUUCACCAUUUCAGUCCCAUCCGACAGCGAAAAAAGACUAGAAAUGAAGAUAGAGAUGGAAAUAAUAGUAGAAUUGAAAAAAUUCUAGUAUCAGUUUUUGUGUCUGUUGGAGCUACCUUUGCACUGUGUGUCAUUGGACUCAUCUGUGUUUGCCGGAGAUUCAGAAGACAGAGAAAGAGAUCCACAAGAAGAAGAAUUCCAGUGUCAAAAUGUGAAUCAAAGUAUGCAAAUUCUCAAACUUCAGUGAAGAAGAAGGUAAGCUCUGAUCUUGACUUGGUGGACUUGUUUUGCCUUGAUUCAUUGGGUACUGUCAAGCAAUUUUCUGAAACUGAGAAUAAAUUAUCAAACCAAAACACAAGAAGUUGUGAAGAAUUGCAUCAAGAAGAAUCAAAGAAAGAACCAAUAAUAAGAUCUGAGUCUGAUAAUGUUAGUUGUUGUGAAAUUGUGUCGGUUCAUGAGACAGUUGAGUCAGUGAAGUAUGAAUCUGAUGAAUUUCAUUCGUCCGAUGAUGAAUCUUUUCAAUCAGCGAAUGUGCGGCUUUCAAAUGCUUCAGCCGGUAGUCCAAGUGAGAAAUUUCACAUUUUGUCUCCAAAAAGAUCAAUCACAUCACCUUGUUCUGUGACCUCUCCAAUGGACUUAAAAACAUGUCCUCCCCAUGAUCAAUGCACCGCCACCACUGCCACUGCCUCCACUCCUUCCUUAAAAACACCCCCGCCACCACCACCACCUCCUCCUCCCCUUCCUUCCUCGCGUUUACGCAUUUCUCGUUCUAAUUCUUCUUGUUCGACUCGGAUUAUGUCCAGAGUUUUGAGUUCUCAUACACUCCCAUUUUCGUCAUCACCAAGAAGCUCGGAUUCUUCUUCAGGAUCAAAUCAAACCCCACAAUGUGAAUUGCCACCGUCGCCUCCUAAUCCGCCUAAGCCCUUAGUGGGUAUUCCUCCACCACCAUGUCCGCCCCCAUUUUUUAAAGGAAUUAGUGACAACCCUCUCAGAGGCCCACCACCUCCUCCACCAUAUCAGCUUACGCCAUUGGGGAAAGAUGGAGUUCCAUUGCCAAAACUGAAACCUCUUCAUUGGGACAAAGUUAGAGCCGCGCCAAAUCGUUCUAUGGUGUGGGACAAGCUCAGAUCGAGCUCAUUUGAAUUUGAUGAGGAGAUGAUCGAAUCACUGUUUGGUUAUGAUCUUCAAACUUCUACGAAGAACGACGAAGCAAAGAGCAAGAGCCCUUCUCCAAGCAAGCAUGUCCUUGAACCUAAGAGACUACAAAACAUAACCAUAUUGUCAAAAGCUGUGAAUGUGACUGCUGAGCAAAUUUGUGAUGCAUUGAUACAAGCAGGGGAGGGCUUGAGCUUACAACAACUAGAAGCACUGGUGAAGAUGGAACCAACCAAGGAAGAAGCAGCAAAGCUGACAAACUAUAAAGGAAACAUUAAUGAAUUGGGCUCUGCAGAGCAGUUUGUUAAGGCAAUGCUUAGCAUUCCUUUGGCCUUUUCAAGAAUUGAAGCCAUGCUUUACAGAGAAACUUUUGAAGAUGAAGUUGUUCAUCUCAGAAAAUCUUUCUCAAUGCUAGAGGAAGCUUGCAAAGAACUUAGAUCAAGUCGGCUCUUCCUAAAACUACUUGAAGCAGUCCUCAAAACAGGAAAUAGAAUGAAUGUUGGAACAAUCCGAGGAGGUGCCAAAGCAUUCAAGCUCGACGCUCUCUUAAAGCUCGCGGAUGUGAAAGGAACCGAUGGGAGAACUACACUUCUCCAUUUUGUUGUCCAAGAAAUUGUUCGGUCAGAAGGAAUCAGAGUGUCAGAGAGCAUUAUGGGGAAGAUAAGUCAAAAAGGCAAAACCAAAAAUGCCGAAGAAAGAGAAGAAGAUUACAGGAGGAUGGGCCUAGAUCUUGUUUUAGGUCUAAGUAUCGAACUAUGCAAUGUGAAAAAGACCGCCACUAUAGAUUUGGAUGUUCUUGCAAGCUCAGUCUCAAACCUAUCAGACGGAAUGACUAAGUUGAAACAUCUAAUUAUUAAGGACUUGUGUGUCGAUGAAAAGAGUGCGAAUUUUGUGAAGUCAAUGAGAUCAUUCCUUGGUUACGUGGAGAACAAUCUAAAGGAGUUGAGGGAAGACGAAGGGCGAGUACUUUUACAUGUUAGAGAAAUUACUGAGUACUUUCAUGGAGAUGUGAGCAAAGAAGAAGCCAACCCGCUUCGAAUUUUUGUGAUUGUGAGGGACUUUUUGGGAAUGUUAGAUCAUGUUUGUAAAGAGCUUAGAAAUUCUAAACUUUCAAGCAAUCCAAAUCCUCUAAAUCUAUUCAGAUAGAGAGUAUUGUGUCCAUUGGCUUGUAAAAUUCCACUUCAUUGUAACAUCUUCUGAAUUUUUAAGUAGAAUUUUGGAAUGUUUAGAUUAGACGACUUGAAUCAGAGUGCUUUGUAAUAACAAUUUAAUAACAUCUUAUAUCAGCCUAAUGUGGAUUUGGUGCCACUGUCAAAAAAAUACAAAAAUACAAAAACGUAGCAAUUUGGUUUA
Molecule: messenger RNA, 3189 nt
Organism: Camellia sinensis
Lineage: Eukaryota; Viridiplantae; Streptophyta; Magnoliopsida; Ericales; Theaceae
Source: RefSeq, a predicted model, not a curated record